AUGAAGGUGCUUUCUCUCGUCUCGGCUUUUGUUUCGGCUGGUGUGCUGGUGCAUGCAGCCGCUAUCGAUCAGCCUCCCACCGCCAACAUUAACCCUCUUGAGCGUCUGGACGAGUUGCGUCUGCAGCUUCAGCGGUACGAAACGCCCAUCAUCCAUGCCUACCUCUCUCGAGCCGCCCUCGGCGCUUCCACCGAUAUGGAAUACGGACGGGCCCGAUUCGUAUUCAAGUCGCUCACAGCUGCUCCGAAAGCGUACGAGUUCAAGCAGCCCAAUGCCAACGUCACCGAGUGGCUCGCCGAGGGUGGCAAGUCGUUCAACGAAGCUCCAUUCCCUCCUGCGGUUUGGACGAAUCUUCCGAUCGUGUUGCCUCGCGAUGCUGUACUGGAUCAACCCGUCAAGGGAAAGGGAAUCUUUCCCGUCGGUCGACGUCCCCAAGACGCUUCGAAUCUGGACGGAUUUUUGUUCGCCAACUUUGGCAUGCUCCCCAAGGACCCCAGCCUGGAUGCAGAAGCUACCGUGUUGCUCAAGACCGCCUUGCUCCGACUCAUCAGUGCAAGAAUCGUCAUUGGCCACGAAAUCGCACUCGCCAAGUUCGAAAGUAACCCCCAGGCGUACUGCAGCAUCCUCAAAAAGACGCCGGUCAGCGAGAAAGAGCUGGUCCAGCAGAUUACGGAUGAGAAGCAGCAGGUUAACGUGCUUGGUAGGGUCCAGCAAAAGGCCAAAGAUAUGACAAAGCUCUACAGACAGGAUCAAAAGUAUCCAGAGGGCACCGAGGAUCAGGUCUUGCGUCUCUUCCAGGCGUACAUCAUCCCGCUUACCACAAACGUCGAGGUGGUCACGCUUCUCGACCAAGCCAAGAACUGCAAGUGA
Molecule: messenger RNA, 870 nt
Organism: Moesziomyces aphidis
Lineage: Eukaryota; Fungi; Basidiomycota; Ustilaginomycetes; Ustilaginales; Ustilaginaceae
Source: the annotation of a GenBank genome assembly